Molecule: messenger RNA, 3066 nt
Organism: Thunnus maccoyii (southern bluefin tuna)
Lineage: Eukaryota; Metazoa; Chordata; Actinopteri; Scombriformes; Scombridae
Gene: cwf19l2
Product: CWF19 like cell cycle control factor 2
Exons: 19
Coding region: 35-2920 (961 amino acids)
Biological process (GO): mRNA splicing, via spliceosome
Cellular component (GO): post-mRNA release spliceosomal complex
Source: RefSeq, a predicted model, not a curated record
UGCGACAUUUGACAAAAACAUUGACGACAGUGUCAUGGCUGCGCACGGAAUCAGUUUCGAGAGUGUGAGCAGCAUUGAAGACAGGAAAGAAAGUAAACGACAGGCACGACAAGAGGCAAUAGAAAAGGCCAAGCAGAAGUAUGACAGAGAAGAGAAGAGGAAGGAGCUGAAGAGGCAGAGAGGGGAGGACACCUGGAUGCUUCCUGAGAUCAACCAGAGGCUGCAGGAGUUAGAGGAUGAGGGCUCUGUGAAGAGCAAGAAGAAGAAAGAGAAGAAAUCUAAAAAGAAAAAGGAGAAGAAGAAGAAGGCCAAGAGGGAAAAGAAGACGAAAGAAGCAGGAGAUGGCUCCAGUGAGAGCUCAGAGGAGUCAGGGGACGAGUGGGUUGAAGCUCAACCUCAGCAACAGGUGGCUAAAGCCUGGCAGGUUUCUGAUGAGUCCAAGCCUACAGAGAGCAACUCCAGCCUGGCUCAGAAUGUCCAGAGAGACGAAUGGAUGACCUUUGACUUCCUGGCUAUGAAAACCACGUCUACGGCAGAGAAGAGAGCUGAGAAAGAACGACAGAAGGAGGAGGAGCAAGCCAAGGCUCAGGCCAUUGAACAGGCCGGUCUGCACAAAUUGGAGCUAAAUCCGUAUUGGAAGGAUGGAGGAAGUGGUCUGCCCCCAGAGGAGACUGCUGGUACUGCAGCAAAAAAAGCCAGUACAGUAGUGAAUGACGGCGGUCUGAGCUGGCUGAGGAAGAGUUUCCAGAGGAUGAAGGAGCAGGCAGAGAGGGAGCAGCGCAGCCUCAACGACGUGGUGGCUGAGAGAUACGGAUCAAUGGAAGAAUUUCAGCAGAGACUAGCAGAGGCUGAAGAAGCUGCUUACGAACAGAGGAGAGGGGGAGAAAGAGAACGAGACAGCGCAACAAGGGGCAGCUGGAGGAAAGGAGAGGACGAAAACAGGGAGAGGUGGAGGAGAAAGGAGGGAGAUGGGACAGAGAGAGAUCGGUGGAGAAGAAGUGAAAGGGAGAGAGACUCAUCACCCACUGACCGGGACAGAUAUUAUUCUGAGAGGGAGAGGGAGAGGGGAGGCUAUCGAGGCCGAGACGAAGACAGGUUUAGAGAGAAGGAAAGGGAGAGGGAUAGAAACAGAAACCAGGAGAGAGAUAGAGAUAGGGAACGUGACAGAGGGAGGGAGAGGGAUGGAGGAAGAGACAGAGAAAGAGGUGAUGAAAGAGACAGAUAUAGGGAAAGGGACAGAGAGAAUGAUAGGGAGAGAAAUAGAGAUGGAGAUAGGCCCAGUGUCGCUUCUUCAUCUGGGCAAAAUUGGAGUCAACGUUCCCUCUCUCUUGGGUCACUGAAAGGCCGCUUCCUCAAGCCCUCAGAAGAUGAUGACAAUGGUGGAGCUCCAGAGCGUCCUCCUCCAGCUCGGCCAUCCGCAGGAUUCCUGAAACCCAGCUCGGACGACGAAGACUCUGGUCCGCGCAACACCAGCGUUGCGCGGACCAAGAGCAGCAAUCCUGCCUGUGAAUCCGAUGUUCUGGAAAAACCACAGCAGGAGAAAGAGAGGGAGGCUGCGAAAACUAUACCUGCUGCUCCAGAGGGUCUGCACGGUGACAAAGCUGCUGUGACGGCAUCAAGGAGUGAGAGUGACAGUGAGGAAGAAGAAGAGGAGGAGGAGGAGGAGCUUCCACUGCUGUCAGAGGAAGAGAUGAACAAACUGGGCGCCAAGCUGGUGAAGGCGGAGAUCAUGGGUAACACAGCGCUGAUUGAGAAACUGAAAUCCCAGUUGGCGGCAGCUCAUAAAGCCAAAGAGAGCCACGCUGCCCGAAAGAAGCUCCACGAAACAGCUAAAUCAAAGCAGGUCCCGGGUCACUCUGGUGAAGACCAGGAGGUCCUGCUGUUCAGAACAGACAAGUCAGGUCAGGCCUGGCCGGUCAAGCCAUCCUCUGGACCUCAAGAGCCCCACGGCGGACGACGGAAGAAGAAACCGAUUGAGACCCAUGUUGACGGGGAGCGUGUGCGCUACUUCCAGGAUGAUGACAAUGUGGGUCUGCAGGAGAUGGUCAGGAGGGAGAAGAUGAGCUCUGCACAGGAUCAGAACGCCCUCUAUUCUCGUAUGGCUGCCAAGAUGAUGGGGAAGACGGACGGCGACAACUACACGCUGGAUGACAUGUUUGUGUCGAGUGCGGCGCAGCGGGAGGGUGAGGGGAGGGAGGAGGAGAGGAUGAGGAGCAAAGCCAUCGGGGAGAGCAGGAGGCUGGCUGCCUCCAUGGAGAAAUGCCAUCACUGUUUCAGCAGCCAAGACCUCCAGAAGCACCUCAUAGUGGCAAUAGGGAGCAAGGUAUACCUCAGCCUACCUGCGGGACUGUCGCUGGUUGAGGGCCACUGUCUCAUCUGUCCUCUCCAGCAUCACUGUUCUGCCACCGGAUUGGACGAGGAUGUCUGGGCAGAAAUGCAGCUGUUCCGGCGCACCUUGGUGCGUAUGUUUGAGUCCCAGGAUCUGGACUGUGUGUUCAUGGAAACACACAUGAACCUACGCAGAAGACAACACAUGGUCCUAGAGUGUAUCCCACUACCACGAGAACUAGGCGAUAUGGCACCUAUAUACUUUAAGAAAGCUAUCAUGGAGUGUGAUGAGGAGUGGGCCAUGAACAAGAAGGUUGUCGACCUCUCUUCGAAAGACAUCCGCCGAGCUGUUCCUCGAGGUCUGCCCUACUUUGCUGUAGACUUUGGACUCCAGGGAGGGUUUGCUCAUGUCAUUGAAAAUGAACAGAAGUUCCCUCAUUACUUUGGCAAGGAAGUGGUAGGAGGCAUGAUGGACGUGGAGCCGCGGCGUUGGAGAAAGCUAAUUAGAGAGAACUUUGACGAUCAGAGGAAAAAAGUCCUGCAGUUCGCUCAGUGGUGGAAACCGUACGACUGCACCAAGACUGACAGCUAACUGGAAACACUGACAGAACGCUGGUGCAGACUUGAUCACGCAUAUAAAUUCACACAGCAUUCUGAUUUCAUGUAAAUUUUCUUAAUAGAAGUUACAAUGUGAGAACUUUUUUUACUUAAAUAAAUAAAUAAAAUAGCCUGCAUUCA